AACCACGCGAUCACUAGCCGGAAGGAGUCGCUACACUUGGAGUGAGAGGCACCGAGUCUGAGUUAUCCGUGCUGGGGUCAGCGCGAUGCCUAAAGCCAAGGGGAAGACCCGGAGGCAGAAGUUCGGUUAUAAUGUUAACCGGAAGCGUCUGAACCGGAAUGCUCGACGGAAGGCAGCGCCGCGGAUCGAAUGCUCCCACAUCCGACAUGCCUGGGACCAGACGAAAUCGGUGCGGCAGAACCUGGCCGAUAUGGGUUUGGCUAUGGACCCCAACAGGGCAGUGCCCCUUCUUAAGAGAAAGGUAAAGGCCCUGGAAGUGGACGUGGAGGAGAGGCCUAAGGAGCUCAUGCGGAAGCCCUAUGUGCUCAAUGACCUGGAGGCAGAAGCCAGCCUUCCAGAAAAGAAAGGAAAUACGCUAUCUCGGGAUCUCAUUGACUAUGUUUGCUACAUGGUGGAGAACCAUGGGGAGGACUAUAAGGCUAUGGCCCGGGAUGAGAAGAAUUACUAUCAAGAUACUCCAAAACAGAUUCGGAAUAAGAUCAAUGUCUAUAAGCGUUUUUACCCAGCGGAGUGGCAAGCCUUUGUCGAUUCACUGCAGAAGAAUAAGAUGGAGGUUGAAUGACUGGUUUACACCUGCCCCACGUUGAGGCUUCCUCCUGGACCAGAGAAACUGGAGCCAGGGUUUAAGGCAAGGAGAGGUGUGCGGCUACCGAUGAGGCUAGCCAAACCCCAUGGAAUCAAAAGGUUACAGCACACACACACACACAC
This is a messenger RNA of Physeter macrocephalus (sperm whale), 768 nucleotides long. It is a transcript of the gene NOP16, whose product is annotated as NOP16 nucleolar protein. Bases 86 to 622 code for a protein of 178 amino acids. Gene Ontology annotation, biological process: ribosomal large subunit biogenesis. Lineage: Eukaryota; Metazoa; Chordata; Mammalia; Artiodactyla; Physeteridae. Gene Ontology annotation, cellular component: nucleolus. The record is from RefSeq and is a predicted model, not a curated record. The transcript is spliced from 5 exons.